AUGAAGUUUCCAAUCGUCUUCUUCCUCAUCCUCCCAAUCAUUGCUACUUAUGAAUUGGAUAUCUAUGAGCGUCUGCGUAAUCUGACUUCUCCAGAAUACCAGGAUCAAUUUCAGUUUAUAAUUGACGAUUUGUCAGUUAGUGAAGAAGAAACUAAUCGGAAAUUGAUAGAGUUGGCAACUAGUUUUGAUCAACAGAAUCUUUUUCGCCGAGAAUUGGUUGCCAAUAAAAUACUCAGGAACAUGUUGUAUGCAGAUUUUCUGUCUGCCACUCAAAGAAUCAAGGAAGCAAAAAGACAAGCUCAAGCUAUUUUAGCGAAUAGAAACCGAACAGCUGAAGAACAAUAUCAAGCAGCUGUCAAACUAGACAAACAUUUCCCAAUGGAGAUGUCAGUUCUUCUUGAUAUUUGUAAAGGCAUGGGAUACAAAAACGCGAAAGAAGUCAUUGCGAGUUCACUGAAAGAUAUUCCAAAGACGGUUCAAUUGGCUAAAGAUCUACAGAAAUACGCUGAUGAGGCACAAGAAAAUGGAUAUGCGAUUGCUCAGGCACUCAAUGAUUUGCCAUUUGUGAGCAGAAAAUCUCGGCUAGAUGCUCGCAAAGAUUUUCUGAAUAACACUCCGAAGGCGAUGGUCGUCCACGAUUUUGUUGUGAGAGCGGUGAUGGAGGGAUUGAAUUCUAUUCUUAUCAAUGAAUAG
Molecule: messenger RNA, 693 nt
Organism: Caenorhabditis remanei
Lineage: Eukaryota; Metazoa; Nematoda; Chromadorea; Rhabditida; Rhabditidae
Exons: 3
Coding region: 1-693 (230 amino acids)
Source: RefSeq, a predicted model, not a curated record